GUUCAGCACCCUACUUGAACAUGCAACAAUCUGGGCUUUGCUGGUGUUGCAGGCGAAAUGUUCGUUGCUGGUCAGCUAAGCAACUUUGUGGAUUACCUAGCUGGAAUUAACGGACGCGAGUUGUAACCUACAUGAUCAAGCGGUUCUUGGUCCUCGAACCUUGGCGAGAAAAAUAUGUGCAGGGUCGGAAACGGAAACCGUCACCUUCAUUGGACGCCAGGGGAAUUAUUGCGGAAACGAAGACAACCAUUACUGUGCUUUUGUACCCGCUGUCGCGAUUGCCCUCUCCCUGACUGUCAAUCUGCGCUUCUGCCCUUCCAGUCUAGAGUUAUUGCUCCUACGUGUUCUGGACUGCCUGCCUUCAACCGCUACCUGUGUCUGCUGCUAGCAUCUGCUGGUUCCCUACAUCCCCCGCCCGCAUCUUCGAGCCCUGUACUUGUGUUUUUGCCCGCCGCAUAUCUUCGUCCGCAGAUUCUUUAUUUCUUUGGGUCAGCUCUUUCGGGUAUCUUCUGUCGUCACUUUACUUGCCCUCCUUUCAUUCUGUGUCAUCCUUUUCUUGCUGUGUGGGUCUACCCUCAUGCUAAAUACUCAAGCGGCCCUCUGACUGAAUCACCGUUCGCAGCCGCCUUCUUCACUGCGAAUUCCCACCUCUCUAAACAGCAUGGUCCCUCUGCAGCAACGACUACGAACUACAAUUAGUAAAUUGCCGUUGUGCAGUCCUGCCGGCAUCCCUCGUAUCAUCUUUGUAUCCACCGACUUACAGAGGGGCGGCUACUCUAGGCCAUACUAGGAAUUCCACACCGUUCUAAUGAUCAUCUCCCAGUUGUUCUAAUAGCUUCGUAUAUUAUCGCCUUGACCGUACUUCUAGCUAUCUUUUACAUCAACAACGCCAUCGAAAACCUUCCCUUCGACUCUGACCAUCUAUCCCUUUUCAUACCCCAGGGCUCAGCUUCAAUCCUUGCUGUCUACCUCUGCCACCACACCGACUAUCGGGUCGAGCUCGCGGACUGCCGUGUCUGGGACGCCCUCAUUGGAGUC
Cantharellus anzutake is the source of this 1038-nucleotide messenger RNA. RefSeq lists its product as uncharacterized. NCBI's taxonomy places the organism in Eukaryota, Fungi, Basidiomycota, Agaricomycetes, Cantharellales, Hydnaceae. Bases 175 to 699 code for a protein of 174 amino acids. The transcript is spliced from 2 exons. The record is from RefSeq and is a predicted model, not a curated record.